AUGGCAAUGGCAAAGGCAAAGCUAGGGCGGAACGACACAAAUAGAAGCCUUGAGAGUCUGUUGGACAUGGACAAAAUAGUAGCUGCCAAGAUUUCUGUUCCACUUCAGUUGUCGAAGAUGAUUCCCGGCCAAGGCCUUGAAUUCAACAACCUUUCAUAUAGUGUAACAAAGAAGAUACAGAAAGAUGGGGUUUGGAUCAAGAAGGAAGCUUAUCUUCUUAAUGACAUCUCUGGUCAGGCUAUACGAGGUGAGGUUAUGGCCAUUAUGGGACCUAGUGGUGCCGGAAAAUCCACGUUUCUCGAUGCCUUGGGAGGAAGGAUUGCUCAAGGAAGUCUUGAAGGCUCUGUUAGAGUCGAUGGAAAAACGGUAACUACAAGCUACAUGAAGAUGGUUUCCUCUUAUGUGAUGCAAGAUGACCAAUUGUUUCCGAUGUUGACUGUGUUCGAGACUUUCAUGUUUGCAGCUGAGGUUAGGCUUCCUCCUUCUCUUUCCAAGGAUGAGAAGAGAAAUAGAGUCUAUGAGCUCCUUGACCAGCUCGGCUUGCAGAGUGCAACACAUACAUAUAUUGGUGAUGAAGGGAGGAGAGGAGUCUCAGGAGGAGAAAGACGAAGGGUCUCAAUCGGAAUUGACAUCAUCCACAAACCUUCUCUGUUGUUUCUUGAUGAACCAACUUCUGGUCUCGACUCCACGAGUGCUUACAGUGUUGUGGAAAAGGUGAAGGAAAUAGCUCGAGGAGGUAGCAUUGUGCUUAUGACCAUCCAUCAACCUUCCUAUCGUAUUCAAAAUCUCCUGGAUCGCAUGACAAUCCUAGCAAGAGGAAAGCUGAUAUAUUUGGGAAGUCCGCAUGGUCUGUCUGCUCAUCUUUCUGGAUUUGGAAGGCCAGUUCCUGAUGGAGAAAACAACCUUGAGUAUCUUCUGGAUGUGAUUAGAGAAUAUGAUGAAUCAAAUGUGGGGCUAGACCCGCUUGUUGUCUACCUCCGCGAUGGAAUCAAACCUGAUCAGAUGUCACAAACCCCCCUAAAAACACCAAAAAAGACACCCCGACAUUCUUAUAAAAAGACCCCUUCGUCCAAACACAUGCUCAGCCUCAGGAGUAAACUUUCAAUAGGAAACUCAACACCUGGACCAGAUUCUCGUCCAUCUGAUGAUUACGAUGAGGAUGAUGAAUUUGAGGAAGAGGACUUUGACAACUCUCUGGAAAGGAAGACAAUUCAGACACCAAUGAAUCAUUUUACUAGUGGUAUCUAUAACCCUCGUCUAGCUUCACAGUUCUACAAAGACUUCUCAGUGUGGAUAUACAAUGGUGUCAAAGGAACUCCUCGUCGUCCACCAUCAUGGACUCCUGCUAGAACUCCGGGAAGGACCCCCGGAAAGACGCCAAUCUCAAUGUCAGGAUUAAGAAGUAGUGUAGUUUCAAGCCAAUAUGCAACACCUCAACACUACCCUCCUAGGCCCAGUAGUACUAGAACCCCUGUUGUCUUCAGCCCUUCGGUUGAUGACUCUUCAUAUGGAGCAUCAUAUGAAGAGUUCGAGAUGGAAGAACCUGAGCUUGAUGAGAUAGAGCUGGGGCCUAAGUUUGCAAACCCUUGGCUCCGUGAGGUUGCGGUCCUCUCAUGGCGUACAGCACUCAAUGUGGUUCGCACCCCUGAACUCUUCCUCUCGCGUGAGAUUGUGUUAGCUGUCAUGGCACUCAUUCUAUCUUCCCUUUUCGAUAACCUACAUGAGGAUUCCUUCAAAAAUAUAAACAGGCUUCUAAACUUCUACAUCUUUGCUGUUUGCCUGGUCUUCUUUUCCUCCAAUGAUGCUGUCCCAACUUUCAUCCAAGAAAGGUUCAUCUUCAUCAGGGAAACUUCUCACAAUGCUUACCGUGCUUCUUCCUACGUCAUCUCUUCCCUCAUUGUUUACCUCCCAUUUUUUGCCGUUCAAGCUUUGACAUUUGCUGCCAUAACCAAAUUCAUGCUUCACCUCAACAGCAGUCUUUUCAACUUCUGGAUAAUCUUGUAUGCCUCACUCAUAACCACCAAUGCUUAUGUCAUGCUUGUGAGCGCCCUGGUUCCUAGUUACAUCACUGGAUAUGCUGUAGUGAUAGCUACAACUGCGCUCUUCUUCCUCACUUGCGGAUUCUUCCUGAAACGUAGUCAGAUCCCAGAUUACUGGGUUUGGGUGCACUACAUCUCCGCGAUUAAGUACCCAUUUGAGGCAAUGUUAACAAAUGAGUUCCAAGGAAAACAUUGCUACACUGGCAAUGCAACAGAUCUUUCACCAGGGCCUAUAGGAAAUGUGCAUUUCAGUAAAUUGCAUAAUGUCACAGAAUCGUUAAAAAGUUGCCCGCUGAUAGGUCAAGAUGUUUUGCAGUCGAUGGACAUCAAGCAUGACAACAUCUGGUAUAAUAUUGGAAUCUUGCUAGCUUGGGGUGUUCUAUACCGGCUCCUUUUCUACAUGGUCCUCAGAUUCUAUUCCAAGAAUGAGAGGAAAUGA
This is a messenger RNA of Fragaria vesca subsp. vesca, 2478 nucleotides long. Its product is annotated as ABC transporter G family member 1-like. Lineage: Eukaryota; Viridiplantae; Streptophyta; Magnoliopsida; Rosales; Rosaceae. The transcript is spliced from 4 exons. Gene Ontology annotation, molecular function: ATP hydrolysis activity; ATP binding; ABC-type transporter activity. The record is from RefSeq and is a predicted model, not a curated record. The coding region runs from base 1 to 2478 and encodes 825 amino acids. Gene Ontology annotation, cellular component: membrane.